UGCAGAGGUGCGGAUAUUGUCUUUUGGGGGGGUGGGGUGUUGAGGCGGCGUGUGCGGCUUUCCAUGGGGCAUCUUCCUUUUCGAUGUCUGGCAUGGCUCUUUUUCACGUCCCCGGAUGGACUGAGAGGUGGGAGUUGACUGGGCAUUCCUGUGGUGCGGUGGGUGGAAAGUUAGUUCUGCGGUAUUGGUAGUAUACAGAGAUGCAGUUUGAGGGCAGUGGUCGCCUACAGGGCGUUGCCAAGUUUCUUUGGUACGUGUGUAGGAUGUGGACUUGCGCUGUGGGUCGAUCAUGGACGCUGUGCAUGUCAUUCGUGAGCCUUUGCCACUCCUGUGUCGUGAACGCAAGAGACGAAUAUGCAGCCGCGAACAUACCGCGUGUAGAAGGGUACGUCUCGGUACCACUCGCAUCGCGUUGUGCUGAACCCUUUCUCAAGUUUCAUCCCUCCCAGCUCGCCAAUGGCAAUAUUCGCAUAUAUCCGCGCGAAAACUUCGUCUUCUGUACCGUGGUUCAAAGAUAUCCGCGCUCCAUUGCAUCAAACAGAUUCCCGAAUAAACCUCGCACGCGACAUAUAAGAAGUCCGCCCACUCCAGCCCUUUCACAUACACCAAACCCGACUUCAAAUCUUCAGGUCCACUCAACCACCAAACUCCAGAUCAAACCUCAGGACCAUAAACCACAACCCCAAACACCACAACUCCCAACCAACCAACCAACCAACCCAGCACCCCUAAAAAUGGCCGCCGACUUACCACCAUCCACCAUCACCCCCAUGAAGUACGCGCACACCCUUUCCGGCCCUCCCCUCUCACCUCCCACGCUCCCCUCGGACUUGCAGAAACCCACCCCUCCACCACCAAACCCGCCAACGCACCAUCAACACCGGCGCCUCCUCCUAACCCUCUUCGCGCUGGCGCUGAUUGCGCUCACAAUCGCACUGUGCGUGCUCUUCAACUCCCCUUCGUGUGCCACGCAUACCGCGGUGUGCCAGGACCUGCUUCCGUGGGCUCACGGUGACACGAAGCGCAGUCUCGUGGCGGUGCGAAAUAUCGGUUUCACGGCGAUGCAAGAAAGGUGGAGUGCCGGGAUCGUGGGGCUGGGCAAACGCGCAACCCCCAGCGCUCGCUACGAUGAUGAUCUCGUGCUGGGAAUCUGCGCGGGCGGGGCGGGAGUCGCGGUUGUGUUUGGGCUUGUGGUGAGCUGGGUUGUGGAGCGUGUGCGACGGGGCACUUCGAUCAAACAUAAAACCAUCAGCGAGGGGGAGGCGGGGAAGGGGGCGUAGUGUAGUGUUUGGGAGGAGAGGGGGCUGGCGAGAGCUGGCUGGAGGGAAGGUUCUGGAUCACGGUGGGAGUGAGGAGGAAAUCGUGCGUUCUGGUCUGGGAGCGGACGAAUAGCUUGUGAUCCGGGCGUGUAGAAGCGUAGGACACGGUUCAAAUCGCACUUUCUCGUGGUGCGAGGAGAGGGCUAGACGGACUUGGUAGCUUAUCGGCCUAAU
Molecule: messenger RNA, 1493 nt
Organism: Didymella exigua CBS 183.55
Lineage: Eukaryota; Fungi; Ascomycota; Dothideomycetes; Pleosporales; Didymellaceae
Exons: 1
Coding region: 201-1280 (359 amino acids)
Source: RefSeq, a predicted model, not a curated record